Messenger RNA from Ochotona princeps (American pika), 4848 nucleotides. RefSeq names its product KH RNA binding domain containing, signal transduction associated 1 (gene KHDRBS1). Gene Ontology annotation, molecular function: poly(A) binding; mRNA binding. The record is from RefSeq and is a predicted model, not a curated record. Bases 2 to 1498 code for a protein of 498 amino acids. NCBI's taxonomy places the organism in Eukaryota, Metazoa, Chordata, Mammalia, Lagomorpha, Ochotonidae. Gene Ontology annotation, cellular component: nucleus. The transcript has 10 exons. Gene Ontology annotation, biological process: regulation of alternative mRNA splicing, via spliceosome.
GAUGCGCACGCGCGGCGCCUCACUUCCGGUGCUCGCUCGCUCUCUCGCUGGGUCGCUCGGGUCGGCUUCGGUCGCCGUCGCUUCCGCUCUGCCACCCCCGCCAACUGCCGCUCGGGCCUCGGCCGCUGCCGCGUCAGCCCCUCGCUUGUUUCAGCGUUCCUCUUGCCUGAUGCAGCGCCGGGACGACCCCGCCGCGCGCAAGACCCGGUCCUCGGGCCGCAGCGGCUCCAUGGACCCUUCAGGUGUCCGCCCCUCGGUGCGUCAGACGCUGUCUCGGCAGCCGCCGCAGCCUCUCCGGCCCCGGGGAGGCGGAGGGGCCAGCCGGGGGGGCGCCCGGGCCAACCCCGCCACGCAGCCGCCACCGUUGCUGCCGCCGUCCGCCACGGGUCCCGACGCGACAGUGGGUGGUCCGGCGCCGACCCCGCUGCUGCCGCCGUCCGCCACGGCCGCGGGCAAGAUGGAGCCGGAGAACAAGUACCUGCCCGAACUCAUGGCCGAAAAGGACUCGCUCGACCCGUCCUUCACUCACGCGAUGCAGCUGCUGACGGAAGAAAUUGAGAAAAUUCAGAAAGAAUCAAAAAAGGAUGAUGAGGAGAAUUACUUGGAUUUAUUUUCUCAUAAGAACAUGAAGCUGAAAGAACGGGUAUUGAUUCCUGUCAAGCAGUAUCCCAAGUUCAAUUUUGUUGGAAAGAUCCUUGGACCACAAGGAAAUACAAUAAAAAGACUGCAGGAAGAGACUGGUGCAAAAAUCUCUGUGUUGGGAAAAGGCUCGAUGAGAGACAAAGCCAAGGAGGAAGAACUGCGCAAAGGUGGAGACCCCAAAUAUGCUCACUUGAACAUGGAUCUGCAUGUCUUCAUUGAAGUCUUUGGACCUCCGUGUGAGGCUUAUGCUCUCAUGGCACACGCCAUGGAGGAAGUCAAAAAGUUUCUUGUGCCAGAUAUGAUGGAUGAUAUCUGUCAGGAGCAAUUUCUAGAGCUGUCCUACUUGAACGGAGUUCCUGAGCCCUCUCGUGGCCGAGGGGUGCCAGUGAGAGGCCGAGGAGCUGCACCUCCCCCCCCACCUGUUGCAAGAGGCCGUGGAGUUGGACCACCUCGGGGGGCUUUGGUGCGUGGUACCCCAGUGAGAGGAGCCAUCACCAGAGGUGCUACCGUGACUCGGGGCGUGCCACCCCCACCCACUGUGAGGGGCGCUCCCACAUCAAGAGCGCGGACAGCAGGCAUUCAGAGGAUACCUCUGCCUCCACCUCCUGCCCCCAAAACCUACGAAGAAUAUGGAUAUGAUGACACAUAUGCAGAACAGAGCUAUGAAGGCUACGAAGGGUAUUACAACCAGAGCCAAGGGGACUCAGAGUAUUAUGACUAUGGACAUGGGGAGGUUCAAGAUUCUUAUGAAGCUUACGGCCAAGACGACUGGAAUGGGACCAGGCCAUCUCUGAAGGCCCCUCCGGCUAGGCCAGUGAAGGGCGCAUACAGAGACCAUCCAUAUGGACGUUAUUAAAAACAAACAGGAGGGGAAAAUAGCAGUUAUGAGCAAAGUUGUUACUGAUUUCUUGUAUCUCCCAGGAUUCCUGUUGCUUUACCCACAACAGACAAGUAAUUGUCUAAGUGUUUUUCUUCGUGAUCCCUUUCUUCCCACCUUACUCCAUUCUUAACUCUGCAUUCUGGCUUCUGUAUGUAGUGUUUUAAAAUGAGUUAAAAUAGAUUUAGGAAUAUCGAAUUAAUUUUUUUAAGUGUGUAGAUGCUUUUUUUUCCUUUGUUGUUUAAAUAUAAACAGAAGUGUACCUUUUCUAAUAAAAAGUUGAGAAAAAAAAACACAAACCUGUUAGUUUCAAAAGUGACAUUGCUUGCUUAAAGGUUCUGAAGUAAAGGCUUGUUAACUUUCUCUUAGUUUUGAUUUGAGGCAUCCCGUAAAGUUGUAGUUGCAGAAUCCCAAACUAGGCUACAUUUCAAAAUUCAGGGCUGUUUAAGAUUUAAAAAAUCACAAACGUUAAUGGCAGUAGGUGCCACCAUGCAAAAGUGAGCUCAGACGUCUCUAAAAAUGUUUCCUUUAAAAGCACAUGGCGGUUGAACCUUAAAGUUAAAUUUUAAUAUGAAAGAUCCUCUUGAAUUAAAUAGUUGAUGGCAAUUUUUUAAUGUUAAUUGAUUAAAACAACAACAACAAAUUAGGUUUGUAAAACUGACUUUUUCAUUAUGUGGGUUUUGAAAUCUAGCCCCAGACAUACAGUGUUGAGAGAUACUUUGGGGGGAAGUAGGUUCUGAAGAGGUCAAUCGAGGGAGAGGGGCCGGCCACCUGACUUGAAUUUGAUGGAAGGCUUUUGAGCCAGUCUUUUGAUGAUAGUACCAACUACUAAAAUUUCAGUAUUUAAAAAGACAAAGUGUUUUGUCCAUCUGAGAUUCUGCACUCCAUGAAAAACUCACUUGGACAUUGGGGUCAAAAGGCAAUGAUUUUCUUGAGUUGACGAUUGUCAAUUUUGAGCUGUUUCCAAAGUAGCCAGUCAAGUAUGUCUCAACACUAGCAUGAUAUAAAAAGGGACACUGCAGCUGAAUGAAAAAGGAAUCAAAAUCCACUUUGUACAUAAGUUAAAGUCCUAAUUGGAUUUGUACCGUCCUCCCAUUUUGUUCUUGGAAGAUUAAAUGCUACAUGUGUAAGUCUGCCUAAAUAGGUAGCUUAAACUUCUGUCAAAAUGUCUGCAGCAGUUUGUCAAUAAAGUUUAGUCCUUUUUUAAUCAAAGUAAAUGUGAUGAAUUGUCAUUUUUUUGGGUGGACAAUAAAAUAAUUUUCUAUUUCAAAUAAACUUAAAUUAAUUCUAAAGUUAAUGGGCUUGUUAAAAUUUGGAGACAUUCUUAAAAGUGGUUGGGGGGUUUAUUUUAAGUUUACCAAAAAAAAGUUUAUUGAGUUGUUAAGUUUUAGUUUAAAAAUAACCAAAGCUUUUUCACCCCCUGGAAGUUGUUGAAAGCAGUUUUAUUCAAUCAUAUCAAAAGUUAUCAUUUCUGGAGAGAAGAAGCCAACUAAGUCAGGACCGGGGUUGGUUUCCAUGCAUAGGUCUCAGUAUUUAAAGUGCCAGCUACCCUAGUUGAUAUCUUCUGUAGAGUCCCUAGGUGGCCCUAAAGAGUGACAUCAAAUCGUCUGUGACUUUGGAAAAGGAUAUAGUGCCUGCUUUUAGAUCUGGCUAUUCAGCAAACUUUGGAUGCCCUAAAGGGUGUCCCUUCCAAUCCUUGAAAUGCUCUUAAGUACUCCACUGGGCUGGGCUGGAUCUGGCCUGCUAGGCUGGCUCUGAACUCGCUCCAAAGAGACCAAGACAGGAAAUGAUGGAAUUGGUGGCCCUGCUUCCACUUUUCUGUGCUAAUUCUCAGGGUUCUCAGGUCUUCUCUAAGAGAGCCACCUAAACUGCUCGGGGGUGAAAAAUCCUCUUGUAUGAAGUGCCAAGCUGCCUGUAGCAGUGCAUGAUGGGCAUUUUUUUUCUUUUUAAAACACACCAACAAAAAAAAAUGUAUUUGUAGAAUGUGAUAAAGUGUAAAUAACUGAAUUUUCAACCAUGGUUUGAAGUCAGCUUUCAGGGCAUUAUGUCUUGUUUUGAUGAAAAGAGAUCACUCUAUACCCCCCUUUUUAAAGGAAAAUUAUCGCAAGAGAAUCAGGAUGUGUAAAGCUAACAUGCAUCGCAAAAAACCAAAGGUAACCUAAAUGUCUGAUUUUAAUAGCACAUAUUUCUCUUUUAUAUAAACUGUGACAGCAACUUGCAUAAACAAUUCUCUAGCUGUUAAUUUUAAUGUUAAAACUUUGCAAAACUUGUUUAAUAAAAGUAGCUGUAAAAAGAAAAACCAUAUGCUGCCGCAUAAAUUAGCCAUAACUCUUAAUAAUCCUGCCCAUCACAAGUGAACUGUAAUGUAACCUGGGCACAUAGUCUGACAUCUUAAAUGACACAUUGUAAAAUUUCAAUGACUGUAGAUUAGACCUUCUGCACCCCAAAGUAAAGCUUUCUGCUCAGUUACUUUAAAAUGUACAAGGAUGAACCCCUAUAGGUCCCCAUAUUGAUAUUCACAAUGAAAUGUUACUUAAAAUUUCUCAAAAGUUGCAUGUUUCUCUCCUGUAAUGUGUAAACUGCAUGCAGGAUCUCUUUAUCUUUUAUUUUUUGUGUCUUUUUGAAACUUCCUCUUCAAAAGACUGAUCUCUUCUUUCUCAAUUUUCAGGUGACUGACAGCUCCAUAGGCACCUGCCAGAAUAGGAUCGGUGAUGAAGAUGGACAGCAGCCGCCGCCGAAGACUCGAGCCCCGGAGAGCUAGCUGCUGGCCUGAGAGCCUGUGCUGAGCCCGGAGAACCCCCUGGGGAGAGGAGAGCAGCACCCCCCCAUCCCUCUGGUUUACUCACAAGCCAGCCAAGAUCCCAGAAUAGAAACCUCAGGGUUGUAAGGGGCAGUGCCCUGUCAGUUCAACCUACUCCAGAAUUCACAUCGAGUGUCAAGGGCACCAACAGUAUUCCCACCGGGCCACUCCUAAGGAGCUGUUCCCAGCCUGCCUGCUCCCUUUACUCAGCUUCUUGCGCAACUGAUGGGAACACCAGCCGCUGCCUCCUACUCCCUCACCACACCCACGUUGCCAGGGCGGCUCUGGGAGUCCUGGGCACUUGCAGAGAGAGCGGUCGCCCCUGGGGAGAGGGAGCCGGCUCCUGGGCCCCAGGCAGGGUGUUCAGUCUCAGAGCCAGCUUUCUCUUUGCUGUUGAGGACUCCCCAUGUCUGACAGUCCCCCAAAGAGCAGGUGACUUUUCUGCGUCCCCUGUACUACCAUCUCGUCCCCAGCAAGCACCUGCCCUGCAUAGCUCAAUAAAGAUUUGGUCCAGUGAUGUACCACCCCA